AUGGAAUUGUAUGGGAGGCUCUUGGAGAGCAUCCACCACACAUUUUUUAGCCAUCCAACUUGCCCAGCUGAUGGUCUCCCCAAGACCAGAACGAUGACCGAGUUCAAAUACUUCACUCAUCUCCCGCCAGAGAUUCGCAACGAGAUAUACAAGCUCCUGUUCGUGUCCAGCACCCACAUCCGGAUCUGCUCACCCCGCAAUCGCCGCAGAAGAUGCCCUCCUCGACUUGACUUCACUCGACUAUUACUGGUCAACAGACGGAUCAAUACCGAAGCAAAGACAAUAUUCUACUCCCUCAAUACCUUCGUUAUAGGGAAUAGAGACUGGGGUUCGAGACAGCAGGUCAACCUUCAUGCGUUGAAGGCAUUUAUCUCUCGAGUGCCAAAGGCAUGCAUUUCGAUAAUCUCAAGACUUGAGAUCGAGAUGCGAUUUUAUACGCGACUACCGACGACCUGGACCGGAGGGCCAAACUUUUGGACAGCGGCUCCUGCUGUUUUCCAAAUGCACAAAGGAAACACGGAGCAACUACAGUCCCUCGCUCGUUGUGUGGUGAAGCACUUUACAGGUGUAGAAUUCAUCGAAUUAUCUACAGGUCUUUUGCCUGAUACAGAGCUGAGGGGCGUUUUCGGUCCUGCAGUGAAAGCGGUGGUGAUGAUUUUGACGCUUCCGAAUUUGAAGCAUAUGAUUUUUCGAGGUCAUCUUGAACCAUUCGUCGAGGAAGUCAUCAAAAACAACAAGAGAAAGGACAUUGUAAUCGACUGUUUCACUCCGCGACCUCUGCCCCCACCGAACCCGUAG
Molecule: messenger RNA, 798 nt
Organism: Hyaloscypha bicolor E
Lineage: Eukaryota; Fungi; Ascomycota; Leotiomycetes; Helotiales; Hyaloscyphaceae
Exons: 3
Coding region: 1-798 (265 amino acids)
Source: RefSeq, a predicted model, not a curated record